UGUGAGUGGGUACAAAAUGGCGUGUAUGCAUAUCAAGUCGAUAAACGUCUCGCUUCCUCUAAAGCCGUCUUUUUUACACUCCUACAAUGUCUGUUCGAGUUUCUGUUGAUUGAGAUUCUGAAAUUUGCUCUUACACAUUUAAUGAAGUUCUGUGCAAGCUAUUUCCGCCCUUCCACGUUAUGUUGUGAAGGGUAAUCAGUGCAGAUUAUGCUUUCCUGUGGAGCCUAACGUCAAGCUAAUGUUUAGAAGAUGCAAUCUAGAUUUGGAUCCAAUCCAAGCUGUCUCUGAUCAUUUAAGUGAAAGAGUGAAGUUGGAGGCUCCAGAUUCUUUGGGUCAAUCAGAUAAUCUAGAUCUCUUUUUGAAGCGUAAAAUCAAAAAAGACUGCGCUAGCAGUGACGACUUGCUAAACAUGAAUAACAGCAAUUUGAUGUACCGAGGUAUGUUCUUUAUGAACGAUGAGGCCAGGCAUUUUCUAGCUCCAGCUCUGCCAAUAGCUCCGGAGAGUAAAUAUUUCCGGGAUGGCACUGGAAAUACUCAGCAACAACAGCCACAGCAGCCUCAACAACAGCCGCAGCAACAGCAGGAUCCUAUGUCAAAUCAAUCUGCGGCAGAUGUAGCUCACUUGAACAGCAAUAUCUCUGAUGCCAACCAUUCCUCAAAUCAUGUUCAACAGCCUCAGCAGACUAUUACUGCAGUAGCUAAACCAACGUUGAAAGCUAGACCACAUAGUUGUGGGGAGUGCGGCAAAACAUUUUUAAUGAAGCAUCAUCUUACAACCCAUUUGCGAACUCAUACAGGAGAGCGUCCUCAUAGUUGUCCAGAAUGUGGUAAAACAUUCGCCUUGAAACAUUGUUUAAGCACCCACCUUCUGCUUCAUACUUCUGAUCGGCCGUACAAGUGUGCAGAAUGUAACAAAUCAUUCACUCUCAAACAUCAUCUGGUAUGCCAUGAAAGAGUCCAUAGUCGGGAUAGGCCUUUUGAAUGUCCAGAAUGUGGGCAAAGAUUUCCUCAAAAGAGGCAUCUGACCACACACAUUAAGUUCCAUUCUGGUGAAAGGCCAUAUUCAUGCCAGAUUUGUGGUGAAUCAUUCUCCAGAGAGGAGCAUUUCAUUAUGCAUUCAAGGUUUCAUGGUGGCACAAGACCCUUUGUUUGCUCUGACUGUGGGGCAGGGUUCUUCCGCAAGUUUGAGCUUGUUAAUCACGAGCGGAGGCAUGGGCGCAUUCCGGAUUCUUGUCCCAACUGUGGAAAAGAAUUUCUGCAGAAAAGAACCCUCCUGGUACAUGUCCGAACUUGUGGGGUUCAAGCAUCAACCUUGAAUAUUGCAACUUUGCCGUCACCGCAACGGUUCGAUCCUCCACCCACCGCUACGAAAGUUUGCAGGGAAUGCGGUGAAGCCUUCACAAGCUCAGAAGGACUUGCAUUGCAUUUGAGGUUACACAUAGGUGAUCAUAGUUUUCUGUCAGAUAUUUGUAGUCUGGCAGCAACACUAAAGCAAACAGCUACAGUGGCUGCAACAUCUGCUGCAGCAGUCAUGUCCAAGAAAAGCCACAUUUGUGAGGAUUGUGGGAGAGGUUUUACUCAAAAACAUGGACUUAUUCAACAUCGACACAAAUAUCCAGACAGGACGUGUAAAGAGAAACCGUUUGCUUGUGCUAAAUGUGGCAAAGCUUUUCUUCAGAAGAACCAUCUUUCUCUUCAUGAGAGACAGCAUAUGAACCAGCCACAAAGUCAACAACAGCAGCAGCAGCAACAGCAACAACAACAGCAGCAACAACAACAACAGCAGCAGCAGCAACAACAACAACAGCAGCAGCAGCAGCAACCACAACUAGGUUUGGAAACAUCUGAUCAGACUUUAAACAUGCGACCUAGUGAAAACGAUGUUCAAGCAACCUCAUCUCAAACAUUACAACACCCAUCAGAAAUACUGCGGCAUCAUUUAACUGAUUCUAUCUCUGCUUAAGCUCACUGUUAUCGGUGCCCCUCUGACAUAAGGGCGUAUGUCAAUUUCUACGUAAGCCCUGUUUCACAUAUAAAUUCAUGCUUUCUGGGGCUCACGAGGUAAUCGAGAUAUGCCCUUACUGCAGAAGAGCAACAAGUUGUAGAGCCGGAGUUCAGUAGCACCGAUAUUCUGGUUGCAUCUGAUUAAAUUAAGGAGUCAGGGAAAACAAUUUUUAUCACACUACCUGUUUAUUCCCAGGUAAAAGAAAGAGUUGACGUCCCUUGAUGUUUUUUUUUUCUUUUAAUUUUUAAUCAUGUGAAUAUGAUGUAUUCUCAUUUUUUAUUCUUGUUAAAUUGUUGCCUUACAUCAAUGGAUCUCAUUCCAAUUUGUCUUUUAGUAUUCUGUGGAACGCCCUUGAAAUUUUUAUUUUAAUUUCAUAUGAAAAGAUUCCUCUGCCUCCGGAUUGUGUAUUUUCUUAGCAAAGCUUAAUUUUUGCACAAAAGUGAAAUGACUUUCCCACCAAUAAUGUGUAGUCACAGAUUUCAUGAGUUGAAAUCUUUCAACUAAAAAGAACUAUUAGCAAGAAUUUUCUUUGGUAUUAUUAUGAAGCCUGCUUCACACCAAAGUGAGUUUGUGAAAGACUUCAUUAUCGAUGUUUCAGUUUUUGUUCCUUUCAGGUCAUCUUUUUUACAUAAAUAUAUCGCAUUCGUAAUAUUGCAGAAUGCAUGAACAUAAUGUGAUUAAUGUGCGUCUGUUACCCUAAGAAUAAACAGUGAUGUCAUCAACUAUGAUGCCAUAUUUGAAGUUAUCUUAAAAUGUGUCAUUUAUAAAAUAUUUACUGAUAUUUUAGGUAAUUCCUUUGUUCAAAAUAAAACUCGAGUUCCCUUUAAAAAAGUUGAAUCCAGUAAUAGUGGCAGACCUUGUGUGGCAUUCUGUGUCCUGGUCAACCAAAGUUUUUUUUUUCAUAAUUUGUAAUUACGUCAGUGGCCCUAACAGUAUUAUUUUUUCCCUUCAGUUAUCUAUUUUUGACUCACAGGCAUUGCAAGAUACAUUUCAUUGCAUUAUAGGCAUUGCAUUGACCGUACAAGAUAGUGUGAAAAAAACCUUUUUUCUCUUACCUGUUUGAAUUUUAGAAGAGGUCUCACGAACAGUUCCUAUUUGUUCCAUUAAAAUGAUUGAUUCUUUAAGAAAAGGUAUUUUUAAUAUUGAAAUGUUCUUCAUCAGGAAAUGAUAUAGUCUCAAAAAUCUCUUUUUUCACUAAAAUUCAGAUUCUGUGAUGUUUGCAAGUUCAGAGUGGAGAGGUUUAUCAAGUCUAUUUUUUUAUUUGAAGAUUAGUUUAUCACUAUUACCAUAUAUGUUUCAUGCUAAUUAAGAACGUAUAGAUUUCUGAAGUGUUAGCUGAAUCAAUUAUGUUCUUUCCUCAGUUUUUGGUGCCUUAAAUUAACCAAUUAUGUUGUGAGAGUCUAUAGUCAGAGUUUCUGUAGUACCAUCAGUUGCACACGGUUUGAUUGAAUAUUCUUGCUCUGCAACUGACGACAUAAGUGGUAGCUCUUCAAAUAAACAAAUUAGAUUUUACAGAAAAAAAAAAUUAUUCUUCAACUUCAAUUCUUGAUGCUGAAGAUUUGUUGACUCUAAAGUUUUUGUGUGGUCAGAUGAGUGGCUUAUCCCUCUCGGUCACCUGGCAUGUUAAUGGCGGAUUAGGAAAAGAAACAAAUAUGUUGAGAUUUAGGAGGCAGGGAAUCCAUCCUCAUGAACAAUUUUUGUUCUUUACCAUUUCUUGGUCGUUCCAUUUUGCUACCAUUAAAGGAUCAAACACCCAGCAGGCCAUCUAUAGUAAUAGUAUUACUUGAUUUAUUUUAUUAUUUAUUCAUUCAUUUUCUUUUUGUAGUAGCUGUACAGUAUCAUCCCAAUGUUGAAAUUUUUUAUGUUUUAAGGUGCUUUUAAAACUGCGAUAAUUAUAUUUAAUCUGAUUUGUAGUGAUUAGACUGUUAAGAUUGUAAAUCAUUUAAAAGAAUUGAGUGGUACUUUAAAUUAUAAUUCUGACUACCACACACUUUUCUAGGUUACCAAAAAGUACGAUAAAUUUCAUUUGCUCAUUCGAAUUUCCUUCAGAAGAAACAAAGGACAUAGGGUCGCCUAAGAAACACUAGUGCUCUUGCACAAUUUAAAAAAUCUCUCAGUGGAGUAACCAAGAAUCCUUUUUCUGAUGUCCUGAGAGAGGAACAGUCGGACAGAAAAUUUUUCUAUCUCUAUCGUAGUUCUCUUGUGGAAUUAUUGUUAGUUGAAAAACCACUAAGUUGUCUAUUUCAUUACAACAAAGCAUUUCUGUUCCUAAAUUAUGAAUUGAACGCGUUAUGUAGGCAGUAUACUUCCUCGACAACUUUUGAAAUACUUUUAAGUUGUUGUAACCCUCAUUCCCUCAAUGAAUCAAGGAUUCAAGUAACCUUGGAAGUAUCUAAUGAAAAAUUUGAAUUGUGACAAUGUUGCCACUGUAAUGAAACUUUGAAAUUUGCUGAACCGUCUAUUCGUUCAAAUAAACAGCAAUUACUCAACAUGUAGUCAGCUAUUUUGGAAAAACUUGUGUCCAAAAGUUUUCGUUAUGACUCUAAAGUGCAAGUUUUAAGCUCAUUUUCAUCAUUGAUGAUGAAUUAACAAAAGCUUCCGUCGUUCUUUCCCUCAAUUUUAGUUUCAGAUUGCAUUGAUCAUUGGGCUAGAAUAUGGUUUCUCUCAUCAUUCAAAGUCCUAGACCAUAAAAAAAUGUAUAGAGCAAAUGAAACAGUGCCGUUCUGAUGUUGUAGGAUUUAAUUCAGUUUGAGGGAAAGUGGUUCUUAGUUUCAUGGAUUUUUCCUGUUACAAUGCAAACUCACAAUCAGAUUUUUUCCAAUUCAUAAGAUUCAUACUCAGCAACAUUUUCGAAGAUUUUCAGUCCGCGCUUUUUCCCCCAUUAUUUAUGCUUCUCAAACAAUUGUUUAUUCUGAGGUAUAUACCCAUUUCUUUGUACGAAAGCCAGGAGGAUAAUCAAGAGUGUUUUAUCCAAAAAGGGUGUCUCUGCCAUGGAAAGAUCUGAAGUUAUUAAGGGUUUUGUAAAUGCUACGCUAUGACAAGUACUUGCGUACCAGAGUCAUUUUGCCCCAUACUUUCCUUUGAAGUGUAGCCAUUUUUCUGAUGUUUCCUCAUAAUGGACAUAUUAUUGAUCUGCCUCAUAAUGUGGAAAAUAUUUCACAUUCUUAGAAACAUUUCGUGUCAAAGAAGCCUCUUUUUAAUCAAAUUCUCUGAAAAUGUGUCUUUGAAUUUUUCGAAACUCGAGAUAUAUAUUGUGUUAUCAAACUCAGAAAAUUUGUAACUCAUUCUCAUCAGAGAGAAAGUUCUUCCUAAAUUUUCUUUUCAACCCCACCUUGCUUUUAUGUAAAAACACCAGAAGAUUUUAAUUUAAAAUGAUUAUUAUAAUAUAAAAUUUUAAAAAAAUGCAUGAAAAAAAAGAAGUUGAAAAUAUCAAUUGAAAGCUUGUUUUAUAACUUUUCAUACCUUUGUAAAUAUUUUCUUUCUAUAUGUAGCUAUAUUAAAAUAAUUGUAUAUACUUAUUUGUGUAUAAAAUGUCCUCCGUUA
This is a messenger RNA of Bemisia tabaci, 5548 nucleotides long. RefSeq lists its product as uncharacterized. The record is from RefSeq and is a predicted model, not a curated record. Gene Ontology annotation, biological process: regulation of transcription by RNA polymerase II. NCBI's taxonomy places the organism in Eukaryota, Metazoa, Arthropoda, Insecta, Hemiptera, Aleyrodidae. Gene Ontology annotation, molecular function: DNA-binding transcription factor activity, RNA polymerase II-specific; RNA polymerase II cis-regulatory region sequence-specific DNA binding.